Molecule: messenger RNA, 1071 nt
Organism: Nematolebias whitei (Rio pearlfish)
Lineage: Eukaryota; Metazoa; Chordata; Actinopteri; Cyprinodontiformes; Rivulidae
Gene: miso1
Product: c18h3orf33 homolog (H. sapiens)
Exons: 5
Coding region: 40-816 (258 amino acids)
Source: RefSeq, a predicted model, not a curated record
UGGGCGGAGCUUUGGACGCCUCCAGAAAAUGUCAACAACAUGCCGGAGUCUUCCAGAAAAACAGAAACUGAGGAGGCGCUGAGGGACAGACAACAAAGACGGGAAGAAAACAAGGCGUCUCGUAACAUCGUGACUGUUAUAUCUAAGUUCGCUGACGAUAAUUUGUUCCUCGUGCGGAACGUCAGUACAGGACUGGUUGUUGCUGGUGUGAUUGUGAUUGCAAGGAGCAUCAGAGUGAUCACAAAAUUUCAAACGGUGCACGAGAUUCCUGCUCGUUUCUUUGAGAGGAACGUCAGCCUUCGUGGGAAAGUUCAUUCCAUCACAGAGGAGGGAAUCAAAGUGGAGCAUGUUCCAAUUUAUCUGCCCGUUUUCUCUUCAUUACUAUCAAAGCACAAAGAUGCCUGCACAUCUUUGUUGCUGGUGCGCCUCGUAGGGGUCAAUCUGACACCAGAGGGGAAGUUAUGGCUGCUGAAGAACCUGACGCCGGCCCAGACGGUGUGGCUGAAACUUAUCAGCCGAGAGGACGACGCACUGAACUGUUUGGUGUCUCAGAGUAAGAGGUCAGUGUGGAGCUUCUGUACCAACGAAGAGCUCCUCAGACUGGGUCUGGCUCGCACUGCGCCCAUUGCAGGAGUCCCGCCUGGCUCUGAUCUCUACUGGCGCCUUCACAAACGACUCCACAGGGCAGAGGUGAAAGCUGAGAAGAAGGGUCGGGGUCUGUGGAAGACGGAGAGUCUGUGGGAGAGGACGUCCAACGCUCUCAGAGACAACUCUUUAAUCAGACUGAUGAGGAGGAUCUUCAGAAAGACUGAGUGACUCAUUAAUCCAAAUCCAGCUGUUUAUUAUUGGGAGCUCUGAAAGUCUACAUUUAAGGACACUAAUGCAUUUAUUUAUUUUUUCAAUGACUUGACAGAACCAAAGUAAGUGUAGAAGUCUUACAAAAGUAUAAAAAUGUAAACACAAAGUGCGUGCUGUAAUGAGUUUUCUGUGGGAGCUAUGAAAACCAUUUAUUGUCCCCAGAAAAUCAAGAAGUAAGUUCAUUUUUGCAUUAAAGUUUCCAUUACAUCUGCU